Paramecium octaurelia is the source of this 776-nucleotide messenger RNA. NCBI's taxonomy places the organism in Eukaryota, Ciliophora, Oligohymenophorea, Peniculida, Parameciidae. The record is from the annotation of a GenBank genome assembly.
AUGAGUAACAGAGAUUAUGACCAUUUGUUUAAACUUGUCAUUAUUGGAAAUAGUGGAGUUGGUAAGUCAUCUCUACUUAUAAGAUUCGCUGAUGAUACAUUUAGUGAAAAUUAUAUCUCCACCAUUGGAGUUGACUUUAAGUUAAUUCAAAUAUUAAAAUAGGUUUAAAACCUUUAAAUUAGAUGGCAAAGGCUUAAAGUUAUAGAUUUGGGAUACUGCUGGUUAAGAAAGAUUUAGAACAAUUACAAAUUCAUACUAUAAAGGAGCUGAUGCGUACUCCAAUAUUUACUAAGCAAUAGAAUUGUACUUGUAUAUGAUACUACUUGCUUAUAAUCAUUUGAGGAAAUUGAAAAAUCUUGGUUAGAUGAAAUAUACAAGCAUGCAGACAAGAAUACAACCAUUCUUUUGAUAGGAAAUAAAAGUGAUUUACCCAAUAAAACUGUGUCAACAGAGAGGGCUUAAGUUUAUGCAAAAGAGAAACUUAUGUUAUUCAAAGAAACAAGUGCUAAAACAUCACUUGGUGUCUCUUAAGCAUUUGAAGAAUUGUCUAGAUUACUAAUAAUUAAGAAAAACUUGACAUAAGAAGAAAAAAAAUUAAAGAGAAAUUAAAAAAAAGUAUGGAUUCCUUUUAUUAUUUAAAGAAUACAACUACUGCAGAUUUUGAUAAGAAACAAUCUUAUGAGGCUCAAAAUGAACCAAAAGACAAUGUUAAUUUAUGGUUAAGACCUAAUCCAAAAUAGGAAGAUAAAAAAUAAUAAUAAUAAUGUAAUUGUUGA